AUGUACGCCAGCAUUUUCGGGAACGUUAGUGCCAUCAUUCAGCGUCUUUACAGCGGUACUGCCCGCUACCACACGCAGAUGUUGCGCGUGAAGGAGUUCAUCCGUUUUCAUCAGAUCCCCAAUCCACUGCGCCAACGACUUGAAGAAUAUUUCAUCCAGGCUUGGGCCUACACCAACGGUAUCGACUUGACUCUGGUGCAGCGUAGUUUUCCCGAGUGCCUUCAAACGGAGAUUUGCAUCUACGUAUUUCGGCAGAUGCUUUCCACUUCUCCAGCCUUCAGAGGUCUGUCCGCACAGCGCGAUCAAUCCUAA
This is a messenger RNA of Protopolystoma xenopodis, 312 nucleotides long. Lineage: Eukaryota; Metazoa; Platyhelminthes; Monogenea; Polystomatidea; Polystomatidae. The record is from the annotation of a GenBank genome assembly.